AUGAAUCGUGGUGAUACUGAAAAUAUAUUCAGAGAAAUGAAUAUGGAGUAUCCUACAACUCCAAAAGAUAGUGUAUAUAAAAGUACAUCAUCAACUCCAUAUAAUUUAGAUGAUGAAUCAAUAAAUUUAAAAUUAAAUAACAAUCAUACUAGAAAAAGUUCAUCAAAUGAUUAUUUAGAAUAUGAAGAAGAUAGAGAAGAUACAAUAUCACCAAUUAAGAAUAAAUAUACAUCUCCAAAAAAACCAAUAUCAUCACCUUCAAAGAAUUAUAAAUAUCAAGUACAAGAAUUGAGAUCAAGUCCAAUUAAGAAAAAUGUCAAGAUUGAUCAACCUCAAAUACCUAAAUUAGAUUCAAGAUAUGUUAAUUUAUCUUCAAAAUAUGAAUCAUUAAAAAAUAAAUAUGAUGCAUUGAAUGAUCAAAAUUUAAACCUAAUGGAGAAAAUCCAAGAAUUGGAAAAUAAUUUGAAACUGCAAAAACAAAAGCAUAUAAAAGAAGUUAGAGGAUUAAUUAAAAAGCAUGAAGAUGAAAAGAAAUUAAUCCAGGGUAAAUUAUUAAAGUAUUAUACGUUACAUGAAAGAUGUCAAACUGAACAUGGAAAGUUUAAAGAAAUACCAAAAGAGAAAGUUAAAGAUGGUAGUUUAUCUGAGGAGUUGGUAAAUUUAAUGAGACAAUAUAUAGACAGAAAGAAAGAGAAACAGGAACCAGUGAAGGAGGAAACUGUAGAUAAAGAAAUCAGUCAAGAUUAUGAUUUAAGUAAACAAGCUGAUAAAUUUAUCAAACUUUGUAUUCAAAAAUUAGAAGACAAUGUAAUACCAACUACUAAUAACUCACCAAUUAGAGAACAAUCUAUUCAAAGACCAUCAAGUGCACCACCACAAACAUCAAGCUCAGGCUCAUCUACAAUACCGCAAUUACAACCUAUCACUACAACUUCAGAAGAAUCAGAUAAUCCUUUCAUUACAAGACAACAACUUGAAGAGUUUAAACAAGAGUUGAAAGAAAUGAAACAAUCAAAGUCAAAGAAGGAAGACAAACUCAAGCAUGAAUAUGUAUCAAAGGAAGAUUUUGCAAAAUUGAAAGAAGAAUUAUUGAAUAAAGACCAACCAAUAGCACAAUCUACUACAACAUCAGAAGCAAUAAAAUCAAGUCCAAACACUUUUAAACAGCAGAGUCCAAAUGAAGAUAUUUGUAUAACUUGCAAAAUGAAAAUCAAACCAAAAAAAACAUCACCUAAGAAAUCAAUGGAUCCAUCUAUGUGUUUAAAUUGUUUAAUAACUAAAGAUUAUACUUUAUCAAGCAGUACUGGUGAAGUUUAA
Messenger RNA from Insectozyma verbasci, 1317 nucleotides. NCBI's taxonomy places the organism in Eukaryota, Fungi, Ascomycota, Pichiomycetes, Serinales, Debaryomycetaceae. The record is from the annotation of a GenBank genome assembly.